AUGCCUUCUCGUUCGGAAAUCACAUAUUUUGGUGCGGGACCUGCCCUCCUCCCAACCGAUGUUCUAGAAACCUCUGCGGCAGCUCUUGUCAAUUACAAUGGCACAGGUCUCGGUUUGGCAGAGCACUCACAUCGUUCCGAAAUUGCUGCGAAUGUUCUGAAUACUGCGAAAGCCGAUUUGGCAAAAUACCUGGAGAUACCAGAUGACUACGAAGUACUUUUUAUGCAGGGUGGUGGCACUGGGGAGUUCUCGGCAACAAUAUACAACAUGGUUGGAAUAUGGAUUGAGAAGAGGAAGCAGAAAAUUCUGAAGUCAUUGGGUAUUUCUUCUGAUAAGGAUAUUCCAGAAGAUGCUCUUGUGAAGGAGCUCCAACAGGCUGUGGAUGAGGAACUCAAGAUUGAUUAUUUGGUUACCGGUUCAUGGUCAUUAAAAGCUAGCCAAGAAGCCGCUCGAUUGGUUGGCUCAGAGCACGUUAAUAUUGUCGCAGAUGCUAGAAAGAUCAAUGAUGGUAAAUUCGGAAAAAUACCAGAGGAAAAGGAUUGGAAACUUUCCAAGAAUCCAGCCAUGGUUUACUAUUGCGACAAUGAGACCGUCGAUGGGGUCGAGUUCCCCGGUUUCCCAAAAGCUUUAGAGCCAACCAGUGAAGAUGAUGAGCCAAUUGUAGUGGCAGAUAUGUCUUCGAAUAUUUUGUCGAGACGCAUUCCUGUUAAGAACUUCUCCGUCAUAUUUUUCGGUGCUCAAAAGAACCUGGGUAGUACCGGAAUCACCGUUGUCAUUAUCAAGAAGAACCUCCUUCCCCCAGUCGUCGCAACUCCUGCGCCUACUCUAUUGAGAAAGCUUGGUUUACCAAUUGGUCCAAUUAUAUUCUCAUACGAAACAAUCGCCAAGAACAAUAGUCUCUACAACACCCUAAGCAUAUUCGACGUCUACAUCGCCGGACAAGUGCUCCAAAAACUCCUCGCCACCUACCCCAACGGAAUCGAAGGUCAAGAAUCCAUCUCCAACAAAAAAUCCUCCCUCAUUUACUCCGCACUCGACGCCAACCCUACCUCCUACAAAGUCGUCCCCGACGUAUCCGCCCGCUCAAGAAUGAACAUUUGUUUCCGCGUCACUACUUCCGAAAACAUCGCCGAUGCAGAAAAAGCAUUUUUAGCCGGAGCUACUGAAAGAGGUCUUACGGGUCUCAAAGGUCAUAGAAGUGUAGGAGGUAUCCGUGCCAGUAAUUAUAAUUCGAUUUCAUUGGAGGGCGCCCAAAAACUAGCGGAGUAUAUUAAUGAAUUUGCUAAGGGAAAGUAA
Molecule: messenger RNA, 1296 nt
Organism: Sclerotinia sclerotiorum 1980 UF-70
Lineage: Eukaryota; Fungi; Ascomycota; Leotiomycetes; Helotiales; Sclerotiniaceae
Exons: 2
Coding region: 1-1296 (431 amino acids)
Biological process (GO): L-serine biosynthetic process
Cellular component (GO): cytoplasm
Molecular function (GO): O-phospho-L-serine:2-oxoglutarate transaminase activity; pyridoxal phosphate binding
Source: RefSeq, a predicted model, not a curated record